UUAAAAAGAAAGAAAGAAAGAAGGAAAGAAAGAAAAAGAAAAAAGUAAAGAUGGGUGAAAAGAAACCAGAGCCUUUGGACUUCGUGAAAGAUUUCCAGGAGUAUCUGACUCAACAGACUCAUCAUGUGAAUAUGAUUUCUGGAUCAGUUAGUGGGGAUAAAGAAGCAGAGGCUCUUCAGGGAGCUGGAACAGAUGGUGAUCAAAAUGGACUCGAUCACCCAUCUGUGGAAGUUUCUCUGGAUGAAAACUCAGGAAUGUUAGUAGACGGGUUUGAAAGGACCUUCGAUGGGAAGCUCAAGUGUCGCUACUGCAAUUAUGCCAGCAAAGGAACGGCCCGGCUUAUUGAACACAUUAGAAUCCACACAGGUGAGAAACCUCAUAGGUGUCACUUAUGUCCAUUCGCAUCUGCUUAUGAGCGCCAUCUGGAAGCCCACAUGCGUUCCCACACAGGAGAAAAACCAUACAAAUGUGAAUUAUGUUCCUUCCGCUGCAGUGAUCGAAGUAACCUGUCCCACCAUCGAAGGCGCAAGCAUAAAAUGGUACCAAUUAAAGGUACUAGGUCUUCCUUAAGCAGCAAGAAAAUGUGGGGAGUUUUACAGAAGAAAACAAGUAAUCUGGGCUAUAGCAGAAGAGCACUGAUCAACUUAAGUCCACCUUCCAUGGUGGUUCAGAAGCCAGACUACCUUAACGACUUUGCCCAUGAAAUCCCAAAUAUCCAGACCGACUCAUAUGAAAGUAUGGCAAAAACCGCGCCAACGGGUGGCCUGCCAAGGGACCCCCAAGAACUCAUGGUUGACAACCCUUUAAAUCAGCUCUCAACUCUGGCGGGACAGCUGUCCAGUUUACCGCCAGAAAACCAAAACCCCGCCUCCCCCGAUGUGGUCCCCUGCCCCGAUGAGAAGCCUUUCAUGAUGCAGCAGCCCUCUGCCCAGGCAGUCGUUGCCGCCGUGUCCGCGAGUAUUCCUCAGAGCUCCUCCCCCACGAGCCCUGAGCCUCGGCCGCCCCACAGUCAGAGGAACUACAGUCCGGUGGCAGGUCCGAGCAGUGAACCGAGUGCCCACACCAGUACCCCCAGCCUAGGGAACAGCCAGCCGAGCACUCCCGCUCCGACGCUGCCAGUCCAGGACCCCCAGCUCCUGCACCACUGCCAGCACUGUGACAUGUACUUUGCCGACAACAUCCUUUACACUAUUCAUAUGGGAUGUCACGGGUAUGAAAAUCCUUUCCAGUGUAACAUAUGUGGCUGCAAGUGUAAAAACAAGUAUGAUUUUGCCUGUCAUUUUGCAAGGGGACAACAUAACCAACACUGAUUGAAAAUAAUCACAUUAUGCUUUACCUGGUUUUACCUUUUUAUGUUUUAGUUUUGUUUAUUGUUUUUUUUUUUUCCGGGGGAGGGGCUCAUUCCUAAUAAGAUGUCUGCUAAUUUAAAGUCUAUCUAUCUAUAUAUUUAUAGAAUGUAAGUUUGACAGUGGAAACAAAGUUUUCUCCUUUUUUGUUUUCCAUAAAAAUCUGGUCAGGGUCAUUUAUGUAUUGGAACAGUUAGACACAUUGAGGUCUCUUUUUUUGUUUCAUUUAGACAUUUGAGAAUUGGAGUGCAAUCAUAAUCCUAACAGGUAUUCAUUUAAAUUUCCCAUAUUUAUGGUCCAUAAAAUCUUCAAAGCUUAUUGCUACUCUUGGUAUGUCAACAUACACAUUGCAGCUUGAUAUUAUUUCUGCCAUAUUUCAAAAUGGUAGAAUUACUGCCUCUUAUGAAUUCUAUUAACAGCUUAUUUCAGUGUUAGGUAGAAGAAUUGCCUUUUAACAGCACCCUUAACUGAUAUGCUUGUUUAGUUCACAUUGCUUAAGUUGAAUCAGUGCUUUCGUUUCAACUAAUAAUCACAGAACUAUUUUCUGUAGAUUUUUUUUUCCCAUAAGGGAAAAUGUAAUAGUUCAUUCUUUUUAAAGUUAUAAAAAUAUGAGGUAAAAGCUCUGAAAAGAAAUGAAUGGGUUUACUAUUUAAAAUACCUGUUUAUUCAAUUUCUAGUUUAAACACCUAUCUUUUUAUUCUGGUUUAUUGUAAAAACCACAGGUAAAUACAGGAGAGUGCUAGAAAUAUCAGAGGAUUAUCUAUAAAGAUGCCUUUUUGUUUCUUUUAAUUUGAACUUUUCAUUUAAAUUCUUCAUUCUGACCUCAUUACUAUCAGGUGAGGUUGAUAAGUACGCUGAGACUGUUAUUCCUUCUAUUCCUUUGAUGACCAAAGAGGUACAGUGUAAUUCAUCCAUCUUACUCUUCGGAAAUACAGUCCUUUAUAAAACAAAAAACUGAAAAAUCUCUGAAAUUCCAUUUCCUGCCUUCUGUCAAUUCAUUGUCCAUAAUUUCUGAGAAGAGGUGGGUAUAAUAACAUAUAGGAAAAUGUGAUGGUGAAGUAAUACUUAAAAAAAUGAGAAUGUGUGUCCAGAACAAAUUCUGGUUUUUCCUUCAGAAUUGGCCAUUUGAAAUAUUUUCUGUGAAUUCAAGUUGUAACGCUUCUUUGCAGGUCUGCCAGUUUUUCGUGUACAGUGACAAAACUAUACGGAGACUGAAUCGCCGCCUUAGUAGGAAAGGGUACAAAAGUAGGAAAAUAGAUACAAGAUGCAGUGAAAUGUGAUAUUUAAUUUGUUUACAAAAAUAAGACUUGCUAAAUCUAGAAUAAUUUUGAAUAGGAGGCUAUUGUUUUUUAUUGUGUAAUAACUAGCUUACUCUGAAGAGAGCUUGGUCAAACAAUAAAAUAUAUUGUUACUAACUGCUGGUUUCUGUGUACUUUGCAAAAGUUUUAUUUUUAAUUUGGUUCAGAUCUUUAAAAAGUGUUACUAAUUGGCUUCGUAAAGAGAAUAUCCUAACUCUUAAGCAUUUAUUAAACAAAAAAGACCUCAACUCUUCUAUAGUGACUAAAAGGGAAAUGACAGUGUGUGUCCACAGAGCCCCCAAGUGCCAAGUUAAUGGACCUUCUGCCCUCCCUUCCAAAUGCAAGGAAGCCAGUAAAAUGAGUUCUUGUGGUUUCAUAUCCAGUCGAAUCUAAUCUCAGCGGCAUUGUUCAGAGCGCAGCAAGGAGUCUGUCCAAACCAUCAAUAGCUCUCUUCCUUGUGAAAUCUGAGGCUUAUGAAUCUACAAUUGUGUUUCUCUUCUUGCCUCACUCACUCACUGCUCAGAUCCGCUUUAAUGCAACCAUUUCCAAAUCUAACUUGGCUCUAGUAUUGCUGUAUUGCCAGGAGAAGCAGGUUGCCGUCAUUUGGAAGCUUUUACAAUUGUUCUCUUCAUCCUUUGUAUUCUUCAAACGAAAGCAAUACUCUAAGAUAGAAAAUGAGAGAUUUCAUUAAAGAAAGAGGAAGGAUUCUCUCAUUAAAACCAGUUUAUUAACACUAUAUUCUGGGCCAAAUAGUGACAAACACUUUUUUUUAUUCUCACAACUAAAGAUAGAUGUUUUGAAGGUACCUUUUAAACAGAAAAUACCUUUGUUUCAUAAUUACAAACUAGAAUUAGAAUCCUAAUUUUCCUAGGACUUAAAAGAGCACAGGCCGUGUUCCAAAGCCAUCAGUGCUUGAGAGCUACAAUUAAUUCUAAAUGCACUAAAGUUUUUGAAUCAAAUCUACCUUAAAAACUUUUUUAGUAUUGUAUUUUUAAAAAAGAUUUUAUUUAAAUUUUCUGUGAGUUAAAUUUUAUACAUGGGAAGAUGAUACUGUCUUCCAUUAAGUGUUGAACAUGUUUCUCCCAUUUUAUUUUUAAUCAAAUAUUUUAUAGUAAUGAGCUGCUAGGAAAAGUUGAACAUGAACUAUUUAUAGUACUUUGCUGUGAAAGGCAAUGUUCUGAAACUAAAUUUAUUUUUGUUCAGUGAACAUAAGUUUAGAUUUUUAAAGUUCGUAGAUAAUUUAUCUCCACUAAUAUUUUUUUAAUAAACUGUGAAGAGAUUAACGGAAUAAUUUCAUUUCAGAUUUUAUUAAUUGAGUAUGUAGCUACAACUUCUUGAAAUUCAAGUAAAGGCUAGACUUUUACUUUGAAUAUUUUCCAAUGCUAUUUCAUUUUAGAAAUAAGUGUUUGCCAUUUAUCUGCAGAAUUGUUUGACAAAGGGGAUAUUACUUAAAAAAUGUUGAGAUAAACUUCAUUUUAAGUUCUACAAAAAUAUUUAUCAAGUGGAUGUAUUAUUUUUAAAGAAAUUCCCAGCUAAGGACUUUUUCAUUAAAUAAUCUUAUUAGAGGGUAUAUGAUUUCUACAACUUGUUUUUGUUAAUAUGUACUUUGAUGUAAAGAACAUAUUUUAUAUGCAAAACAUAAAACUUGAGUAUGGUUGCAAAACACUAUAUUGUUUAGGGAUUCCAGAAAGCAGUUGGAUGCUAAAAUAACCAGAUCUAGUCUGUAGUUCUUAUUGUGAAUGAAGCUUUGCUUUUGUAAUACAUGAAUAAAAAAAUAACACUUUU
Hyaena hyaena (striped hyena) is the source of this 4429-nucleotide messenger RNA. RefSeq names its product IKAROS family zinc finger 5 (gene IKZF5). Lineage: Eukaryota; Metazoa; Chordata; Mammalia; Carnivora; Hyaenidae. Bases 51 to 1310 code for a protein of 419 amino acids. Gene Ontology annotation, biological process: regulation of transcription by RNA polymerase II. The record is from RefSeq and is a predicted model, not a curated record. The transcript has 3 exons. Gene Ontology annotation, molecular function: DNA-binding transcription factor activity; RNA polymerase II cis-regulatory region sequence-specific DNA binding.